UUCAGUUUUUCUUCUUAUUUCACAAACAGAAAAAAUGGUUUACUCAACUUCAUCAUCGUCCAUCAGGAAUCGGCAAAGAACUGACGAAGAGGUGUACGAAUACGAUGGUGGUGACCGGUACUGUAGAUGCUAUUCAAACCCAAUUGCUCGAGUUUAUACUUCAUGGACUGAAAAAAAUCCUGGGCGAAGGUUCUAUGGAUGUCGAAGUUAUAAGAGAGGUGGUGGCUGUGAUUUUUUCGAGUGGUUUGAGGAGCCUAUGAGUGAUAGAGCCAAAACUGUAAUCAACGGUCUCAUUCCCCGAAGGAGUUUGAAGAUUGCAGAGGAAAGAAGAAAUGCUGAGGUGAUUUCUGCAAGGAAGAAAAUGAAGAUUGCAUACACUAUUGCUGCUAUCUCAUGUUUAUGA
This is a messenger RNA of Mercurialis annua (annual mercury), 403 nucleotides long. RefSeq lists its product as uncharacterized. NCBI's taxonomy places the organism in Eukaryota, Viridiplantae, Streptophyta, Magnoliopsida, Malpighiales, Euphorbiaceae. Gene Ontology annotation, molecular function: zinc ion binding. The transcript has 4 exons. The coding region runs from base 35 to 403 and encodes 122 amino acids. The record is from RefSeq and is a predicted model, not a curated record.